AUGCCUUUCUCUGCCAGCUUUGUUCAGCGACUUGCCCCUCACAGGGUCCUUCCCAGUGAGGCCAAACGUCAAGCAACCAAGACGUCACCCACCAAGACUGGCAUCACACCCACUGAAGCUACUCCCCUUGUUGCAGUGAUCGGCGUAGGUUUCGUGGGUACAGGUCUCGUGGACUCUUUCUCUUCCAAGUAUGAGGUCAUGGGCUUUGAUAUUAGCGAGAACCGACUUGAUUUCCUGCGGGGAGAGUUCAGUGCUCGACCUAAUGUCUCUUUCACAUCGAAUGAGUCUGAUCUUUCCAAGGCUACUCAUUUCCUCAUCUCUGUUCCUACCCUUCUUCGAUCUGACAAAACAAUUGAUCUGUCUUACCUACGAAGUGCUCUGCUUAGAGUAGAGCAGUGGGCCCGUCCUGGUUGCACUGUCGUUAUUGAGAGCUCAGUGUCUGUCGGACUGACUCGUCAGCUUCUUGGUCCCCUUGCAAAGACCAAAAGACUCUUCUCUGGAAUGUCCCCUGAGCGCAUUGACCCUGGCCGAACUGAACCUCCCAUGCGAUCCAUCCCCAAGGUCGUCUCUGGUCUUGAUGAUGUCAUCCCCGGAUCUCUGGAUGCCGUUGUCCGCCUCUAUGGCCGAGUCUUUGACAGCAUUAUCCCUGUCUCCAAGCCUGAAGUUGCUGAAAUGUGCAAGCUCUACGAGAACUGUCAACGAAUGAUGUGUAUUGCCUUUGCAAAUGAGAUGGCCGAUGCUUGUCAGGGUCUUGGCAUAAACCCGUUUGAGGUUUCUGAAGCUGCUGCUACCAAGCCUUUCGGCUAUAUGCCCUACACCCCUAGUCUCGGUGUCGGUGGACAUUGCAUCCCUGUCAACCCAUACUACCUCCUCUCUAACUGCGAGUUCCCUCUCCUAGAAGCCUGUGCAGACAAGAUGAACAAGCGACCUGCCAACAUGGCAAAGCGGAUUGUCAACGAACUCAUGGGAGGCGGAAGACUUCAGCGCCGCGACUCCGGCAUUGAUAUGACAAAGAGGGUCCUCGUUGUUGGCAUGGGCUUCAAGGCUGGACAAGACCAUCUUGUUAACUCACCUGGCCUACAAUUGGCCAAGGAAUUGCAAAAGCUCGAGGUCGAUGUUCACUUUGCGGAUUCCUUGGUCAAGCAGGCUGCUGUACCAGAUAUUCCACGAUUGGACGAUGCCGACUGGGUUAAGGAGGAGCUUGAGCAAUUUGACAUGAUUGUCGUGAGCUUCAGACAAUGGGGCAUGGACUUCAGUGUCUUGGACCAGGUCACCGAUGUUCCUGUCCAGAUGUGGUGCCAAUAGCAACUUCAAAGGAAAGCAAGGGAAAGGCGUUAUGGGUGUUGUUCUCAUUUCAAGUUAUCCAUUGGUUUAC
Molecule: messenger RNA, 1375 nt
Organism: Fusarium graminearum PH-1
Lineage: Eukaryota; Fungi; Ascomycota; Sordariomycetes; Hypocreales; Nectriaceae
Exons: 2
Coding region: 1-1305 (434 amino acids)
Biological process (GO): polysaccharide biosynthetic process
Molecular function (GO): oxidoreductase activity, acting on the CH-OH group of donors, NAD or NADP as acceptor; oxidoreductase activity, acting on the CH-CH group of donors, NAD or NADP as acceptor; NAD binding
Source: RefSeq, a predicted model, not a curated record